Molecule: messenger RNA, 3315 nt
Organism: Mugil cephalus (flathead mullet)
Lineage: Eukaryota; Metazoa; Chordata; Actinopteri; Mugiliformes; Mugilidae
Gene: acer3
Product: alkaline ceramidase 3
Exons: 11
Coding region: 252-1055 (267 amino acids)
Biological process (GO): phytosphingosine biosynthetic process; ceramide metabolic process
Cellular component (GO): endoplasmic reticulum membrane
Source: RefSeq, a predicted model, not a curated record
AGCAAUUAAAUCGAAGUAGUAUGAAAGUAGCAGACAGAAUAACAAACAAAUGAAAGGAUGUGUUAAUGGAGAAAGAAAGGCACCUCAUAGAAACACCGAUAUAGAAAUACCUAUAGUUAGCAUGAUAUGCGGCUGCAUACGGUAACAGUAGCCGUCGUAGUAUUUGUUAUCUGGCUCUCCAUCAGGAGGAGGGUUCGUGGUGUGAUGGGACUACAAAUCCGUUAGCGCCCACAGCCUCCUCCUCUUCCAUCAUGGCUCCCUCGAUAGACAGGCAAGGAUACUGGGGCCGGCCGACCUCAACGCUGGACUGGUGUGAAGAAAAUUAUGUCGUGUCUUUUUAUAUUGCGGAGUUCUGGAACACUGUCAGCAACUUGAUAAUGAUUCUUCCUCCCAUCUAUGGGGCCAUCCAGACAUUUCGUGACGGCCUUGAGUUUCGCUACAUCUGCUCUUUCCUUGGACUGGCAGCUGUCGGCGUCGGGUCCUGGUGCUUCCACAUGACACUGCUGUAUGAGAUGCAGUUACUGGAUGAGUUGCCAAUGAUUUACAGCACAUGCGUAUUUGUCUACUGUCUAUAUGAGUGCUUCAAGCAAGAAAACAACAUCAACUUGUUAACUAUUGCAUUGUUAUUAAUCUUCAGCGCCUCAGUCACUCUGGUAUACUUACAGUGGAAGGAGCCGGUGUUUCACCAGGUUAUGUAUGGUGCUCUGGUAGCUUUCCUAGUGAUACGGUCUAUCUUCAUUGUUACAUGGGUGUACCCAUGGCUCAGGCCACUGUGCUACACAUCCUUAGGCAUCUUUAUGUUAGGGUUCCUCCUGUGGAACAUUGACAAUAUCUUCUGUGACUCAUUAAGAGCAAGUAGAAAAACUCUGCCCCCUGGUGUUGGAGUGGUAACACAGUUCCAUGCCUGGUGGCACAUCUUCACAGGUCUGGGAUCCUACCUGCACAUACUUCUGAGCUUGCAGAUCAGGUCAACCUACCUCAAGUACAGACCAAAAGUAAAGUUUCUAUGUGGUGUGUGGCCCACAUUGCACAUUGAACCACAGAAGACGAGCUGAAACCAUUGGGUGACGACCAUGUGAAGGAUGGUGACUUCCAAAUCAAGACAUCAUCUGCACAGGGACCUGGAAAUGCCCCCCGCCACUGUUGGGAUUGCAACCCACAGUAAGGGGGCAGGUGGAUCUCAAUGUGCCACCACAGGGACCCUUCAGUUCUGCACUGUGGGGAAUUGCUAAGUACAGUAUAGCACUGAGUCCAGUUCUAAGAAAUGGAAGUUUUUUUUUCUUUAAUGUUAUUGUAGUGUAGUUGUUUUUUUCCUCAUUCGUUUUUGAUGAAACCAAUGAAUGGCGUAGUCCACACAUACAGUAAAUAUUGAAGGGGUUGUGAAUGUUUGUGAAUUGUGGUUUGAGAUAGGUAGAAAACAGGUUUUUGGUAAUUUAGAAGUUUCACUAUUUUAUUUUGGAGUAUAGGAUAUAAUGUAUAUAUAUAUCUAUAUACACUACCAGUCAAAGGUUUAGUCACACUUUCUUAUUCAAUUCAAAGAGAAAGUGUGACUAAACUUUAGACUGGUAGUGUGUAUAUAUAUACACAGUAUAUAUUCUGCAACACUUUGGCUUAACUGUCUCACUGAUUUGCUUGGAUGUCCUCUUUAAAACACGCCAUAACUGGAAUACAUUCAUUUAUGUUGCCAAAGUUGUUGAGAUUUAAAACAGUUGUGUAAUAUGUGAGACAUGAUAGAUAAACACAAAAGACCUACAGUGUUGUUACAAAACAUCCUUACGCUUUUCCCAGGUACUAAGAGUAAGUUGAUCUGCUUUCUGCGUCUCAAGUUUCUGUGAGGCUUUCUCGGUUGCUCAAGUGAUAACGCCAAACUUAUUUGUUGUUUGUGACAUGCUCAUAUUUUACAGCCACCUUUCAAGCAUACAAAUGUGAGUGUAGAAAAUCACAAUGAGCCUUCCUCAGGAUUUGUUAUGUUAAGGAAGAUCUUUGUGCUUGAGUUUAACUAUCAACUGGGGAGCCCGACUAGGCAAGCAUGCAGUGACAUCACUGGGAAUGUUCACCAUCUUUCUCUAGCUGUUAAUUACAGUUACAGUUACUACACAAAAUCCCUCAAUCUUAAAAUCUUGAGAUAUAUAUACACACACACACAAACACACACACACACACACACACACACACACACACACACACACACACACACACACACACAUAUAUAUAUAUAUAUAUAAUGUAUGCAUGUAUCAGAUUGUAAUGCCAGUGAACAAAAAUGUGGUGGAGCCCCCUCAAUCAUUCAGAGAAGUUAAUUUCUACUGGUAUUAAAAACUUAAUUUACUACAUUAUAACUCUUUUUUUUUUUCUUUUUCAUCAAUACUGUGGUAUUUAAAGGGAAGCAUCAAAUAUCUCAUCCACACCUUAUGGAAAAAUAUACUCAGAUACUCAGUGAGACAGUUUGCCAUACAACCACUAGGUGGCACAAAUUCCCAGCUUGUUUCAGACAUUGCCAAGCAUUGAAGAACUACCUACUUAGACCUUUUCCUCACUUUUCAUGUACUGGACUUGUGUUUGUUUAAUGAAGGGCUUUUUUUUUUAUUUACAAUGUUUGUUUUGCUGCUGUGAAACUGUGGAUACGUUAUAAUGACUGUAAAACCUGGAGCUUGAAGUAACUUGUAAACUGGAAGAUGCACAACAUUAUUGCCAUGUGAGAAUAUUUGCAAUUGUGUGGCCUCCGAAACUGCUGUGUGCUAGAUUUUCUCCCCGAGACAACACAUGAUUUUCAUUUUUCAUGAUGCAUAAAAGCUGUGUCAUUAUAUCCCACGCUUGGGUAAGAGACCUAGUGUUACAAACGUUCAUAAGCACAAUACACAAAAGAAAGUAUUAGAAUUGUACAAAGUCUGUGUAAAACCUUCACUAUAUGUUAUUAUCUUGAAAUCACUGCUUAUCAUUAGAGGUGAGCAGCUGUUAAAGAGGGUGCCUUAUUGUUAUCCUUGCAGUGUAAUCCAAGUUGCCUUGAUGUUUGUGGUGGACCAUUAAAUUUGUCCCUUGUGUGUCGCAGUGCAUCCCUGAUUGUUAGCAUCGACAGGACGAACCAUAGUCACUUCUAAUGCAAUGUCUGCACCUAAUUCUUAGGCGUUCCAUACAUUUCAUGUGUCCAACAACUUAGCUACAGGCUGUUCUAGCAAUGUUAACCGUAGAUGUAACAGGUAAUAAUUACGUGUUGAGGCCAGAAGAGAGAAUUCUGCCAACAUUUUUGUUGAUCUCGGAUCAUGUGCCAGUCUUUUAUCAUGUCCUGUAUUGUCAAAUAAAAGAAAAUGUUCACGA